Molecule: messenger RNA, 1089 nt
Organism: Naumovozyma dairenensis CBS 421
Lineage: Eukaryota; Fungi; Ascomycota; Saccharomycetes; Saccharomycetales; Saccharomycetaceae
Gene: LDH1
Product: triacylglycerol lipase
Exons: 1
Coding region: 1-1089 (362 amino acids)
Source: RefSeq, a predicted model, not a curated record
AUGAAUCAAGGUCAAGAGGAAUUAAUCGUGAAAGCAUGUUCUCUCGAGGGAGAACCUCUUUCAAAGAGAACCAUUGAAACUAUUGCCUCUUCUUAUGUUGAUGACUCGACAUUGGCUAAGGUUAUAGUAUCACCUGAGAGUAUGCUCGACUUUUCUACUAAGUUCAUCCAUAAGUACAGUUCCUUUGAAAAAGUUGAUGGUAAAUCCAUCAGAGUUUGCAGAAACUUUGGGACUAGUGACAGUGAAGGCGACGGCAAUCACAAUGAGCCUCUAUAUCUGUUUAUCCAUGGUUUAGGUGGAGUAUUAGAACAAUUCGAACCGUUAUUACGUCUCUUGGAUCUAAAUGAGAAUAAAUUCCUUGCUCUAGAUCUUCCAGGGUUCGGUAAGAGUGAUGAAUAUGAGGAUUAUAAUAUGUUCGAUGUCAUCAGUAUAAUUCACACGAUUGUGGACCGUUUAAUUCCUGAACGUACGACAUCAAAUAUUGUUUUAGUUGGCCAUUCUAUGGGAUGUUACAUUUCCUUACAUUUGUUUUAUAAGUCCUACACUCGUUUUUCUUUCAAAAAAUUAGUCUUCUUGUCACCACCAAAACCUCAAUUAGAUCAAUUAGAAAAGACCAAUCGUAAAAUGCAAUGGCUCUUAAGAGGAAUAUUAAGUUUACCAUGGCUAUUUGAUUUUUAUAGGCAAUGGUUUGAUCAAAGUAAAGGAUUAUCUAGUUCAGGAAUAAAGCGAUUUUUCUAUCAUGAUAAUGAGGAACAAGAUCAUAUUUUGAAAUAUCGUAAAUUGUGGCAAUUCCAUAAUAAUGUCCAGAUUAAAAGUAGAAGUAUUCUAGGUUAUUUAUUAGGUUGGGAACCUAUAAAUUGGGAAGAUAUUAGGGAGCUAUUAUUAGAAAAAUCUGAAAAUACUGAAAUUGUAGUCCUUACUGGGAUGGAAGAUCCGGUGACUCCAUUAGAUAAGGUACGAUUAUAUUUUUCUUCCUUUGGAGAUGUCGUUCACAAGAGAUUGAUAGAAAUACCUGAGUGUUCCCAUAAUCUUUGUUUCGACUUACCAUUAAAAGUUUGUGAAUUAUUUUUAGUAGAACGUUGUCAAUGA